AGGUCUGUCCCUGCUGGAGUCAGGAGGAGCUAUUCACGACACAAGAGUAAACAACAAACACUUUACGGCAGAAAAUAUGGCUUCUCACUUCAGCGGUGUGCUGCAGUUGACAGAUCUCGAUGAUUUUAUAACCCCCUCACAGGAAUGUGUCAAACCUGUCAAAGUAGAGAAGAAACAAGGCAAAUCUGUGGCCAAAAUUCAAAUAGAAGACGAUGGCAGUUACGUCCAAGUCAACCAGGAUGGUGGGAAGCAGAAGCUGCAGAAAGCAAAGAUCACGCUGAAUGACUGUCUGGCCUGCAGUGGCUGUAUCACAUCGGCUGAGAGCGUCCUCAUCACACAGCAGAGCCACGAGGAGCUCUUCAAAGUGCUUGAAAACAACAAGGCUGGUGCGACAGAGCAGAAGGUGGUGGUGGUGUCAGUCUCACCGCAGUCCAGAGCCUCCCUCGCAGCCCGGUAUGACCUCAGCAGCACAGAGGCAGGCAAGAGGCUGACGUCUUUCUUCAAAGGCCUUGGGGUUCAUCACAUGUUUGAUACGAGCUUUAGUCGGACCUUCAGCCUGCUGGAGAGCCAGAGGGAGUUUGUGGAGCGUUUCCAGAGGAAGGAGCAGGACAGCAAGUGUCUGCCCAUGCUGACAUCAGCCUGUCCAGGUUGGAUUUGCUAUGCAGAGAAGACCCACGGGGAGUUCAUUCUUCCAUACAUCAGUACCACUCGCUCCCCCCAGCAGAUGAUGGGUUCUCUGGUUAAAGGAUACUUUGCCGAAAAACAGGGGCUCAGUCCGCGGCAGAUCUAUCAUGUGGCGGUGAUGCCCUGCUUUGACAAGAAACUCGAAGCCUCGAGGUCAGACUUCUACCUGAAUGAAGCUGAGACUCGAGAAGUGGACUGCGUCAUCACCUCAGGAGAGGUCCAGAAAAUGCUGGAGGAGAAAAAUGUUUCUCUGAGCGAUGUGGAACCUGCACCCCUUGAUGAAUUGUUCAGCAGUGUGAGUGGGGGUGAGUUCCUGAGCCAUGCUGGGAGCGGGUCAGGGGGUUACCUCCAUCACGUGUUCACCUAUGCUGCCAGGCAGCUGUUUGGAGAGGAGGUGAAGGAGCUCACCUACAAGACCCUCAGGAAUAAAGACUUCCAGGAAACGACUCUAGAGAAAGACGGAGUACCCGUGCUGUGCUUUGCGUCCACAUACGGCUUCCGCAACAUCCAGAACCUGGUGCAGAAGCUCAAGAGGGGGAAGUCGCCAUACCACUUUGUGGAAGUUAUGGCCUGUCCAUCAGGCUGUCUAAAUGGUGGUGGACAGCUGAAGCCUUCACCCGGUCAGAACCCGAAGGAGUUCCUCCAGAAGGUUGAAGAGCUCUACAAAGCAGAGCGCCCCCUAUCGCCAGAGGACGACGCUCGUGUGGCCGAGCUGUACCAGUCGUGGCUUCACAGUGUCGGGGAGGAGAGAGCCAAAGAGCUGCUGCACACGCAGUACCACACCGUGGAGAAGAUGACGAACGGACUGGUUAUGAAGUGGUGAAUAAUGCCGCAAUCCACAAUCAGCGGGCAGGAUGUUUUAGCAGAAUUUUACUUUUGCGCAAGUGUUUUUCAGACAUUGAUUACUGAACCGUCCAAACGCACAGUAUGUGACUAUUUCUGUCUCCCUGCAGCGAAAAAGUCGAAUGUAAAGAACGUUUGAUGAGUGCCAACCACCUUUUUAAACCGCUUUUCAUUUAAAGUUGUGUGCCUGGCAAGCUGUAGAUAAAAGACACGAUGCUGAAGUCAAACCAAACUAAUAUGGUCAGACAACUUCCACUUCCGCCACUGAUCGUCCUGUCACAUGCAUGAACAGCAAACAAAUCAUUUGUACGGGACCUGUUACAGUUUGAAAAUGUGAGCUGAAAUAGCACAAAGCAAAAUGUAAUCAUUCCUUGUUUAUUUAACCUUGUGAUUAUAUAUAUAGAGAGAGAGAAAAAUAAAGACAUUAUUUAAUUAUAA
This is a messenger RNA of Acanthopagrus latus (yellowfin seabream), 1965 nucleotides long. RefSeq names its product nuclear prelamin A recognition factor-like (gene ciao3). Gene Ontology annotation, cellular component: cytosolic [4Fe-4S] assembly targeting complex. Bases 77 to 1507 code for a protein of 476 amino acids. Gene Ontology annotation, molecular function: 4 iron, 4 sulfur cluster binding. Gene Ontology annotation, biological process: iron-sulfur cluster assembly. NCBI's taxonomy places the organism in Eukaryota, Metazoa, Chordata, Actinopteri, Spariformes, Sparidae. The transcript is spliced from 11 exons. The record is from RefSeq and is a predicted model, not a curated record.